UAUGUGAUCUACAGCAGUCAAAGAGGAGCAGUGGUCAUCAGGUCGAGAUCCGAAAAUCAAUCACUUCAAGACCUUCAAUUUACAUGUGUCUGCAUGAAUGAUGCCUGUUGAAUGCUAGCCUCUUGGUGACUGACCAGUUGUAAGGAAGCUGCUUCAGAAAGCCUACAGAGAUCCUCCAGACCAUCGCCUCUCAAAACCAUGGAGACCCUCCUCCGAGAGUUCUUCAAUAUCACUCCUGACCCUCCGGUCAACAUCUCUCAACGCCUCUGGGGAGUUCCAUACCUGAAACGACUGGGCCAUCUGGACGAGGCCCUCUAUCAGGACUUCUAUAGCCUGUGGGUCAUGCUCAUGGUGGUCAACAGCCUCAUGUUUGUAGUGGGCCUGUUGCUUAACAGCCUGGCCCUCUAUGUCUUCUGUACAGGCACCAGGUCCCGCACGGCGCCUGCCAUCUACACCAUCAACCUGGCUGUGGCUGACCUGUUGGUGGCGCUGUCGUUGCCGGCCCGUGUGGCUCUCUACUACAGUGGUGGCAACUGUUUGGCCUGCUCCUACGUGCACACCUUUAGCUACUUUGUCAACAUGUACUGCAGCAUCCUCUUCCUCACUAGCAUAUGUGUGGACCGCUACCUAGCUGUGGUGUGGGCAGCAGCUAGCCGCUGGAGGAGCCCAAGCAUGGCUAAGGGCAUUAGUGCUGCCAUUUGGCUUUUUGCCAUGGUGGUCACUUACUCCUUCCAGACCACGGCUCUAGAGUUCAAUGGCUCCUCUUGCUGCCAACUGACUGCGCUCUUCGCCCUCACCGUUCUGGAGUUUGUACUUCCCCUACUUGUCAUCGUCAUCUUCACGGCACGAGUGGCCUGCGCACUGACCGCUGGUCGAAGCCUCAUGCCUCAAAGCUGGGGCCGGCGUGCGCGGGCUGUGCGCCUCCUGGUGGCCGUGCUGGUGGUGUUCACCAUCUGCUUCACGCCUUUCCAUGUGCGUGAGGCCAUCGUGUAUUUCCGCCUAGGGGGCAGCAGAGAGCAGCACGUGGUGGCCUACCACACUACGGUCACCCUCAGCAGCCUCAACAGCUGUCUGGACCCUGUGGUCUACUGCUUUGUGCCCGACAACUUCCGGUCAGCCUUGAGGAGGGCGUUCCACAGGCGGGAUCCACAGAGGGGUGGAGCCGGGGAAGUGGCCGGGCCCUGCAGAACCUCUAAAGAGUCAGGCGCUGCUGUGGCCCUUGUCUACAGUGUGGCUACUCUGACACUCAACCCAUGUAACCUGCCUCCUAGAGAGCUGCCCGCUUAA
This is a messenger RNA of Pygocentrus nattereri (red-bellied piranha), 1287 nucleotides long. RefSeq names its product G-protein coupled receptor 20. The record is from RefSeq and is a predicted model, not a curated record. Gene Ontology annotation, biological process: phospholipase C-activating G protein-coupled receptor signaling pathway; positive regulation of Rho protein signal transduction. NCBI's taxonomy places the organism in Eukaryota, Metazoa, Chordata, Actinopteri, Characiformes, Serrasalmidae. The transcript is spliced from 2 exons. Gene Ontology annotation, cellular component: membrane. Gene Ontology annotation, molecular function: G protein-coupled receptor activity. The coding region runs from base 199 to 1287 and encodes 362 amino acids.